AUGGGCCUCCUAGCCUUGGGAACAGCCCUCGAUUGGCCCGAUGCUAAGAAGCGCGCUCCUCAAGUCAGAGAAUGGGGUAUCAAGCAACUUCUAGAGAUAUGGAACAAGGCCAAAGGAAAGGAGCGCGAUGCUCUCCUCUGGGGCGACGAGGUCGAGUAUCUUGUGGUAGUUUACUCAGAGGAUAACCAGCGAGUGCUGUUGUCUCUUCGUCAAGCAGAGAUUCUUGAGGCGUUGGCUACUGAUAAGGAACUGGAAAAGCAAGGUGGUUGUGUCCCAGAUCUUCAAGACGUGGACACAGCAAGCGCGAAGAAAAAAGAGAGGACGAUCCCCGUCUUUCACCCUGAGUUUGGACGCUUCAUGCUGGAAGCGACCCCAGGAAAGCCUUGGGGCAUCGGCUUCAGGGAGCUACUCGACGUGGAACCAGACAUGAAGUUGCGGAGAAAGAUCGCCAAAGAGCACAUGCUUUCAACUGAAUAUCCCAUCACACUCACGACAUACCCUCAAAUCGGCGUUCCCGGACAAUUCACCGAUCCCUACUUUCCGCCCUCAGGACCGCGCCUCCGCUCUCAGUUUGUCCCGGAUGAGAUCGCCAACCCCCAUAUCAGAUUCCCAACUCUAGCCGCAAACAUACGAUCUCGACGGGGCCGCAAGGUUCAGGUCAAUGUUCCCAUCUAUCACGACAAGAACACACCAAGACCCUGGAAGGAUCCUACCGUGGACUUUGAGAAGCAUGACUGGCCCGAAGACGAUGAUGUACGAAAUGGAGCUGCCCCUGACGACUUCAUACAUAUGGAUGCCAUGGCUUUCGGAAUGGGUAGUUGUUGUCUCCAGAUCACUUUCCAGGCCAAGAACAUCACCGAAGGAAGAAUGCUCUAUGAUCAGCUGAGCCCGCUUGGUCCUAUCAUGCUCGCAUUGACUGCUGCUACGCCUGUGUAUAAGGGGUUCCUUGCCAACACCGACGUGCGGUGGAAUCAGAUCAGCCGCUCCGUGGACUGCAGAACCCCCGAGGAGUUGGGAGAAAAGCCCCUCACAGAAGGCGUCCGAAGGAUACCAAAGUCACGAUACGCCUCCAACUCAACAUAUAUUGCCAUAGACCCUCGGUUGAGGAACGAGUACCUCGAUCCUGACCUGGUCUACGACUCUGACAUCAAGCGUCAGCUUCUCGAAGGAGGCAUGGAUGAUCGACUGGCCACUCACUUCGCUCACCUUUUCAUCCGAGACCCCAUCGUUGUCUUUGAGGAGGACCUCCAAGAGUUGGACCUCAGCAAGACUGACCACUUUGAGAACAUUCAGUCAACUAACUGGCAGCACAUGCGUUUCAAGCCCCCGCCUGCUGAUAACAGUAUCGGCUGGCGAGUCGAGUUCCGCUCCAUGGAGAUUCAGAUCACGGAUUUCGAGAACGCGGCUUUCUCUGUCUUUAUGGUCUUGGUCACACGUGCAAUCCUGUCAUUUGACCUCAACUUUUACAUUCCUAUCAAGAAGGUCGAUGAAAACAUGGAGCGUGCACACGCAGUUGAUGCUGUUCUGAAGGAGAAGUUCUACUUCCGGCGCAACCCUUUCCCUAGCCGCCCCUCGAGAGCCAACACCACCUUUGGUGACGAAAGCCGACCAGGCUCAGCACAUCCUAGUCGGCCAGCAUCACCUGGAGGCCCAGUGGAGCACGAAUUUGAGGAGAUGACAGUGAAUGAUAUUAUCAACGGCUCGGAGUCGGGAGAAUUUCCCGGCUUGAUUCCCAUUGUCGAGAGCUAUCUUGACAGCGUCAACGUUGACGUAUCGACUCGAUGUCAUCUGUCUACAUAUCUCGAUCUGAUUUCGCAGCGAGCUUCAGGAAAUCUUGACACAACAGCCAGAUGGAUCCGCAACUUCAUUGACGUGCACCCCAGUUACAAGCAUGACAGCGUUGUCAACGACGAGAUCAACCAUGAUCUUAUCGGCGCCGUGAUUGCCAUCGGAGAGCGGGAGACGGCCGGGCGUGACUUUGCGGGUCUCGGGAUCCACGGCCUAGAGCGUUUGCUGAACGGCUUCCGUGGAGGAUGCGGCGGUUCAAGCACAGCACCCAACGGAGAGACCAACGGAGCACAGGCGGAUGCCACUAACGGGUCACUGAAGCGCAAGAGCGAGUGGAUCGAAGGCCAGGAGACUGAGUCAUGA
Fusarium mangiferae is the source of this 2151-nucleotide messenger RNA. RefSeq lists its product as uncharacterized. The record is from RefSeq and is a predicted model, not a curated record. The transcript is spliced from 6 exons. Gene Ontology annotation, biological process: glutathione biosynthetic process. Gene Ontology annotation, molecular function: glutamate-cysteine ligase activity. Lineage: Eukaryota; Fungi; Ascomycota; Sordariomycetes; Hypocreales; Nectriaceae. Gene Ontology annotation, cellular component: glutamate-cysteine ligase complex. Bases 1 to 2151 code for a protein of 716 amino acids.